AUGAAUUAAUUAGGCAUUCUUCUUCUACUUGACUCACCUGAGAAUCUCUAAUUCGGAAUUGAUAAUUCCCAAUGGAUAGUUGGAAAGAAGUUCAAAGGAGUACAAGGCAUACCCUUUGGUACCCACUAUGUUCAUUAUUCGCUAAAGGAAGAAGGCUAUCAAUUCAAGUAAGGAUUCUUCUUCAUAGUUUCACCAGAAAACAAAUAUCUGGUAAAGCAAUGGAAUAGUGAAUUAUAAGAAUUCCUUACUUUCAAGGAUUGUGCACCAUACAUACACACUUUAGAAAUGCAUGACUUCGAUUUGUAUUUGGGUAUUUAUCCAAUGGAUAAGUAUGAAGUAUGGAAAUAAUGUGUGAAUCUGAUCAAUAGAAAAGUCUUAGACAAAUUGGAUCCAAUCAAAAAUGUAUGUGUUGAAGAAUACAAUGACAAAGACAUUGGAAGCAACAACCCUUUGCAUUCUACAAUCUAUUAUACCGAUAUACCUAAAUUAAAGAACCCAAGCAAAUCUCAUGGAUAAUAAUUGACAGCCUUAAAUUUUGAUAAGUCCACAAUAGUAGAAGAAUUAUUGAAAUCAGAAUAUCAAAAUGAAUAUUCUCUGCUUUUGGGAGAAAUCUAAUAUGCAUUCGUUAAGUUUUUAUUGGGAGAACAUUUUGAGUCAUUCGAACAAUGGAAAUAACUAUUAAUUCUAAUUACAUCCUGUGAAAGAUUGAUAGAAGAAUAAACUAGUUUUUUUAUUGACUUCAUCCCUGUAUUUUACCAUUAGCUACAACAAAUGCCAAACGAUUUCUUUGUUGAUCCCAUUAGUUCAAGCAAUUUCAUCUAAUCAUGCAUUAAAAACUUGAUCGAAUUAUCAUAGAAUGACAAUCCAAAUUUGAUUAGAUAGAAGUUAAUCCAAAGAUGUAAUAAAUUGAAAGAGUUAAUCAAAGUCAAAUUUGUACAAGAUGUCGUUUAGGCGGAGGAUGAAGAUGAGCCAGUUGUAGUUGAAGACUUCAAUUUUAUUUAACUAUGA
Messenger RNA from Paramecium tetraurelia, 1008 nucleotides. RefSeq lists its product as uncharacterized. The record is from RefSeq and is a predicted model, not a curated record. The transcript has 2 exons. NCBI's taxonomy places the organism in Eukaryota, Ciliophora, Oligohymenophorea, Peniculida, Parameciidae. Gene Ontology annotation, biological process: spliceosomal tri-snRNP complex assembly.